Molecule: messenger RNA, 6256 nt
Organism: Rhopilema esculentum
Lineage: Eukaryota; Metazoa; Cnidaria; Scyphozoa; Rhizostomeae; Rhizostomatidae
Product: eukaryotic translation initiation factor 4 gamma 3-like
Cellular component (GO): eukaryotic translation initiation factor 4F complex
Molecular function (GO): translation initiation factor activity; mRNA binding; protein binding
Source: RefSeq, a predicted model, not a curated record
GCCCUUGAUUUCAGCCGUAGGCCUACAGUGGUGAUCUUGUCUGAGAGAAUUCAUAAAGACGUCUACUUACAACAUCGAAUAAAUCCUUUAUUAAGUGAACGAUUAGAGACAAACGAAUGACAGAGCUUAACACAUACACACUUUUUUAAUUCAUAAUGGCUAUAUUUACUGAUUGGAAUUUGUAAAUCGUCUAGAACCCUAGGAAGGGAAAACUACAACGAAACGAUGUCAGUUCCAGACAACGCUUCAAAUACCUUUGGUAACCAAAGACCAUUCAUACCACCAAAUCAAAGAGGGCCACCAGGGCAGGGAAUGCCACCACGGCCACUGGGCUUUCAACAACGGCAAAUGCAAUAUCAUCCGCAAACUGGUCAUAUGGCCCAUUCGCAGAAUUUUGGACAAGUUCAAUAUAACAUGGGGAUGAUGGCAGCACCUGGCAAUUUAUAUGUUGUACCAACUGGUCCAUUUGGAAUGCAAAACCAAUCAUUAUUCAAGGUAGAAGCUAUGCCUCGUCAGCCACAGUACAGGUAUUGUGCACCUCCACAAUCAAUGGCACCGACAGCACAGGUAGUGAAUUAUUCGACAUCAGUAUCACAACCAAUGCCACAACAAGUAGCUAUGCCGCUUGGUAUACAGCCCUCCAUCCAAGGGCAGAUGCAGAGUCAGCAACAGAUGCCAUCCUCAGCUGCUCCUGUUUCACAGCCAGCGCAACCUCAACGGUCAGAGAGAUCUAAAAUAAGAAUAAGGGAUCCUAACCAAGGGGGUAAAGAUAUAACUGAAGAAAUUCUGAAAAAGAAGAAAGAGCCAGCUGUUCAAGCUGAUGCUCCAGCAGCUCAAGCUCCAGCAGUUGCUGCUCCACAAAUACCUGUUUCUGUACCUGUUAGUGGUGAUGAAAAAAUCAAAGCAGAAUUUGCUGCAAAAGUUGCUGCAGCAAAAGCAGGUAAUUUUGAACAAACCAGGGCAACAGACAAGCCAAAGCCAGAUCAAUUACCAAGCAUAAAACCUGGUGCUGAGAUCAACCAAAAGACUGAAAGUUCAAGUUCUUUACUGGAACAGCCAAAUGUAAAAACGGAACCUCAGGGGUCUGCUGCAGAAUCAGGACAGUUAGAUGAACAUCCAAAGCCAAUUUCUAAAGUCAAUGAUGAAGGCUCAAGAAGUAAGGAGUCAUCAGUUGUCGUUUGUGAUUCAAUAUCUAAUAUUGAUACAGAGUCUGCCAAAAAGGAGGAAAAUGAAGUUGUUGUAAAUGGAAAUGAUGUCGAUGAACCCAAAGAAAAAAUAAGUGCUGAACAUGUCAUAGAAAGUUCAAAUGAUUCAACAAAUGAUUUGAUUAAUGAUCCAUCUGAUACUGCUUUAAGUGUAGAUGAGGUUAAGCCUUGCGAAGAGCAAGUUGAGAUGAUUGAAAACAAAGAAAAUAGUAUGUUGCCAAGUGAUAACACUUCAAGGACCUCGGAGAGUUAUUUGUCUGAAGCUUCUGUUGACGAAACUAAAAAUACAAGUGUUGACAAAGAGGAUGCGGAAAUAGCAGUAGAGCCUGUUCCAAGUGAAGAUGCAAAUGUUGUUUUGAACCUGCCAACAGAUUCUGAAGAGAAAACAGAAGUUGAUGGUCCAUUGACAAAUGGAGUUGAUAAGCCUGCCUCUUCAAUAAGUGCUCCACUUGUCCAAGCACCUAAAAAGAAGAAAAAGAAGGAAUAUAGAGACAAAGACACAGAUCUCAUGAGUGCAUUCAUUGAUAAACCAGAAGAGGAGGUUGUUGAAACUUCUCCAGAAGAAAUUGAAGAAGGCGAGAUUAAGGAAGAGCCUGUCAUUGAAGAGGAAACCUGGGAAGACAAAGACAUAAAAACAGACGAUGAUGUCUCAAAAGCAGAAAAAGGGCGGUGCUACGACCGAGACUUUCUACUUCGUUUCCGAUUUAGUACAGAAAAGCCUAAAGAUUUGCCAAAUAUGGAUAUUAUUCUGCGUGAAGCUAACGAGCCUACAAAGCUGGAGAAAGAAAGGCUACCAUCAUCUGGUGGCGAUUUUUUCAUGCCUAAAUUUAUGCGGCAAGGAAGCGGUGGCAGGCAGGCCGGGAUGAGCAGAAGUGGAAAAGGCGGCCGGCUCGCUCCUCCAAAGAAGAUUAUCCCCACAAACUUUGAUACCAAAGUUGAAUUGAAGAAAUCAGAAAAUGCUUGGGUGCGUUCGUCUGAGAAAACCAAGGAACCUGCUGGAGGAGAGUCAGAAAUAGAGGCACUGACUCGUUUAGCUAGAGGCAUUCUGAAUAAACUGACCCCACAGAAGUUUGAUAAACUUGUGGAGCAGAUGAAAUCAUUGCCAAUAGACUCUGUCGAAAAGCUAAAGUGUGUAAUUGAUCUGAUUUUUGAGAAGGCAUUAUCAGAGCCAAAUUUCAGUAAAGCGUAUGCUCAACUUUGUGACGAAGUUUCGAAAAAGAAAAUAUCAAUAGAAAGUGGCAAAGGAUCAAACGUCAGUUUCAAAAGAAUUCUUCUGAACAAGUGUCAGUUUGAAUUUGAAAAAGAAAAAUCCGAUGAACAGCAGCUCGAGAAAGAGCAAGAUAAACAUUAUGAGAAUGCCGAUGAAGAAAAAGCCUGGCAAGAAGAGCUGGCCUUAAAAAGGCAAAAAACUAAGAGACGUUCUCUUGGUAACAUCAGAUUUAUUGGGGAGCUGUUCAAUCUUAAGAUGUUGACAGAAGCAAUUAUGCAUACAUGUAUCACCAAACUGCUGAAAGACCGCGACGAAGAGUCGUUGGAAUGUCUGUGCAAGUUGGUAACGACCAUUGGAAAGGAUAUAGAUCAUGAAAAGGCCAAGCCACGGACCAAUCAAUAUUUCGAUCAAGUAGAGAAGAUUAUCAACCAGAAAAAAGUUUCGUCACGAAUCAUAUUCAUGCUUCAAGAUUUGAAGGACCUGCGGCGGUCUAAUUGGGUUGCUAGACGAAUAUUGGAUGCCCCCAAGACCAUCGAUGAAAUUCACGAGGAGGCCAAGUUGGAAGAGAUUCAAAUGCAAAUGGCUCAUCAGCAAGCUGCUCAGAAAAGAUUAAUGAAUAAAGGAGGCAGAGAGAGUCCGGCACCAAAUCGUAGCAUGCAGAGUGACGAAGGCUGGAAUCAAGUGCAAUCAAAAGGAGGUCGCAACAUGGUGACAGUAGACCCAAAUAGAUUGAAAAUUACAAAGCGAACAAAUUCAGAAAAUAUCUCACUUGGCCCCGGCCGAACUACUGUUGCUUGGGCCCAAGGCUCCAGCGGAGGAGGCAGUUCUCGCUUCGCGUUGCCGGCUGAGAGUGAGUCAAGGCAAGGCAACCGUUUCUCAGCGCUGUCAGGUGGCGAUUCUGGUGGAAGUCGACUUGACAGCAAGGGUCGAGCAGGACAGAGGAGUGGACAGCAGUCUAAAUUUGGACGAUCCAGUGGCCCAUCAAGUACAAAACGAGGACCACAGCAGCAACACAUGUCAGAUGAAAAAGCAGCCGCUCUAGCGACGACCCGAAGAAUGUUGUCUGUUGAAGGAAACAGGACGCCUUCGCCUUCUAAUUCAAAACCAGAAGACUUGGAGAAGGGCUCGCAAGGAACAAGAACGCCUGAAACCGUGGCAGUGGAAAGUCAGGAGCAGGAGCCUGCAGAUGUCUCCCCCGUCAACGAAGUCUCGGAGCAAAAAAUAAAGAAUGAGACAAAAUUGACAAUUGACGAAUUUAUUGCGACACAUGAUUUGAAGGAAGCAGAGAUUUGUAUUCGCGAUCUCAACUGUGCCUCAAAGCAUAAUGUUGUCAUUUCUGAAGCUAUUAACAUUGCCAUUGAGAAAAAGCUUGACCAGUGCAAGGAAAUUGGAAAUUUGCUUCUUCGCUUCGUGAUGUCGGGCCUUGUAUCACUGGAAUCGUUUAAGGAAGGGUUAAGUGAAGUUCUGGAAUUCGCUGAAGACAUUGCCGUGGAUAUACCACAUCUUUGGACUAAUUUAGGUGUAAUUCUUGGGCCAUGUGUGGAGAGCGAGCAACUGCCGCUAUCGGUGUUAAAGACAUUGGUUGAACCACUUAUAGAAUGCAACAAGGCUGGAUUGCUAAUGGCCGAAACUCUGGCUGCUGCUGCUAAAAUUUCUAGUGAAAGUGAUAUUGCUCUACUGUGGCAAAAGUCUGGACUCAGCUGGGGAAGCCUUUUACGAGAAGGAACUACCCUUGAUGACUUCCUCGUCAAACACAAAAUGGAAUUCACGACUCAGCAGCCGAAUCAACAAAGCCAAAGGGAUUUUAGGAGCAUUCUUGAAAAGCCGUCAUGUACUUGUGAAAUGGCGAUGGACUGGAUAGAAAAAAAUGUUCCCAAAGAACAGUUUGAAGAUUUUACGUUUAUCAGAGAGUUAUCGACUGCUGUUUACAAAAAGGGCGUGACAAAAGAGUCUGAAUUCAACGCUGCUCCAAUAAAAUUGUUUAAGAAUCUUCUUCUGAAGUACAUCGACAAUGACAGGAAAAAGGAGCUGCAAGCCCUUUAUGCUGCCCAGUUGCUUGCCGAAGAACUAAAACAUCCCAAAGAUUUCCUUAGAGCGUUAUUUGAAGCGCUUUAUGAUGAAGAAAUUAUCAGCGAGGAUUCUGUGACUGCCUGGGAAAAGAGUGACGAAGAGCCUGUUGGAAAGGGUAAUGCAUUAAAUUCAGUCCAAGGUUUUUUGACGUGGCUGAAGAACAGCGAGGAGGAAACUUAUGAUGACAGCAAAUAAUAAUUUUUACAGAAUAUUAGUAACCGAUGGCAAAGUAGAUAUCCCUCGAUGUCAUUAAGAAUGUUGAAGAUGCUGUUCCGUGAUGGUGACAGAAUACCCAAUUGUCACCGCUCCAUUGAUUUAAAUAGAGAUGAAACUAAUUCGACAACACUUUGCCCGUCGGACAAACUUGAUUUGAUCAGAUGGCAUGUUUGAAAUAUUUCCUAAUAGGUGUAUAAGCGAAUGGUAACUCCUUCGUUUUUGUUAGUUCUCGUUUGCUCAUCAGCCAGCUCGCCCUUCGGUGAAAGUCGCUUAGGCCAAACUCUUGGAGUGAUCCUUGGAGGUGAAACACAAUCCUGCGAAUUGCUAGAAACCGGGUGUGCCUUCCAGAGAGAGAGACAUUUAUGUCUUCUCGCUCGUUACAAUGUUCUCACCUUUUGCAGCCAACAGAUAUUUAAAUGUUGUUCUUUUGAUAAAGUACUUAAUGUUGUAGAUUGUGUCUCUUGUGACGUCAUUGUUAUAUGUUCCCGGCCAUGCAUUUAUGUUUUUGUCUAGAUGUAGUGGGUAUACUGUCGUGGUGUGAUGUGUGUGUUGUAAGUGCACUUCUUCUUUGGUACAUUAAUUACAUUCUGGUUUGCAAAAAGCUUGUGAGCAGGAAUUGAUUGCAACCAUUUUGUCCAUAUAGUCAAAAAAAACACAACUCAACAUGUAUGCCAGACAAUCCAAGUGUGGUUUCGCACAAAUGUAAUACCUCACAAUUUGUCGCCAGGUCUCCCAACGUCACAUUUUUGAUACAACUGUCCAAAACAAUGCAAGGUCUAUGUAACUGAGUCUUUUGGUAAUGAAAAGCCAGAAAGAAAAAUUUGGUUUUGACAAGAAUUAUAACUCCUUGAAUGGGACAUUGAAUAACGGCCUUAUGUUCCGUACAUUUCUAAAUACGCUUGGAUAGAAAGAUGAAUGCAUCAUUUAUGUGUUUUAUCGUUGUUCAGUUGUGUUCGUCGUCCGUCAUUUUGUUGUGCGCAUUUUAAGUGAUCCUUUGUUUUAUCUGUGCUUGUUUUCACCAUUUUUCAUUGGCUACUUGAAUUCUUCCAUUCUCAAAAGCGCUGCUGAACGACUAAAUCCAUUCAUCUCAAAUUCUGAGUAGUUUUACAAUAUGCUUUCGCUAACUGGAGUCAAUUUAAAAGAGCAUAGCCUAUGAAACCCUUGAUUCAGAACUUAAGUCCCUGAGAUUGCAUGUUAUCAAGACAAUUUUUUAAAUACAUUGAUGUCCCUAAACUAAUUUGAAAAAAUGGGAAAUUUUUAAUGCAGCCUUAUGUGAAUGUUAUUUGACCGCCCUAUAUUUUGGCUGUCAUUUCUAUCAUAUUGUAAACUCACCUCUGCUGGUGAGGUAAUUUCCAAAACGCCUUGCAUUCUCUCUCUUAUACAACUGGAUACAAAUCCAUAGUGAGCUGGUUGAGCAGAUUUCGAUUGUUUGUAAGCAAUUGUAAACAAUAUUUGUAUUUGUCGUUCAAAUGAUAAAGCCGAUCCAAGGUUUUAAUACGUCUAUGCUUUACUGCUGUCAACAAAUUUGCCAAGUUAAAACAUGUAGAAUUUUGAA